This is a messenger RNA of Colletotrichum higginsianum IMI 349063, 3390 nucleotides long. Its product is annotated as Histone acetyltransferase. Gene Ontology annotation, biological process: regulation of DNA-templated transcription. The transcript has 3 exons. Bases 1 to 3390 code for a protein of 1129 amino acids. NCBI's taxonomy places the organism in Eukaryota, Fungi, Ascomycota, Sordariomycetes, Glomerellales, Glomerellaceae. Gene Ontology annotation, molecular function: histone acetyltransferase activity. The record is from RefSeq and is a predicted model, not a curated record.
AUGGCAAGCGCGCAACUUACCGAGGAAGAGCUACAGCAGAGCGCGAUUUUAUCGGAGGAAGAUGCCGAAUUCGAAGACGCACCUUGUAUACCUGCUGAUCAGAUACCGCAAACUACCGAAAGCCCGUUGACGAAUCCCAAUACACAUGAUGACGAACUCUCGGAUGCAGUUGGCGACGAAGACAAUCAAGGAGACGCAAGCGUCAUCGAGAACGACGUUGAAAUGGGCGAGUACCCAGACGACAACAGCGAGCUUUCCGAGCAAGAAUCACUAGACGAGGAGUUAGAAAUUCAUUCUCAGGGGGAUAUGGAUCGGCACACGGAACAAGAUGAAAGAGAUGACGCUUCAGGCGGCGCUCGGAGUCGCAGCAGUAGUUUGCUGGACGAUAUUGAGGAGGAUGAGGCGGAAGGUGUCGGCGCUGUCAAAAUCAGGCCGGGUGAAACCGACGAUGAGGACGCAGACGAUCCUGAGAGCGAUCACACUGAUUCGCACAGCGAAUCCGCCAACGAAUCCGAGGAGGACGCUGCGUGGGACGAGGUCGCCGCAGCAGGCGAAGAUGACGAAGAGGGAUCGGAGGACGCGGCACCUAAUACGUGUAUGUUCUGCAAGCAAGACGAAGAGCACGAUCCUGCGGAAGACUUCGAGGAGUUUCUGACCUGUGUCGACUGCGGCGAAAAUUCACACCAACAUUGCGCUCGAGCGGCCGGUGCUCUUCAGGAUCUAAACAGUGCCUCCCAAUGGAAGUGUCUCGAUUGUGCAUCGGAAGACCAGGCCCCUGUCGAUGAUGCCCAAGGCGACGCUACUCUAAAGCAGGAGCGCGAUAACGCCGACGAGCACUAUAAGGAUAAGGAACGCGAGCCCGAGCUCGACGUCGACCUCUCUCCGUCUUCCAGACGCUCUACGGCAUCUCAAGUUGCGCGGGACUUGCUUCCAGCUCAAAAAGGCACAAUCAAACCCGAUUCUCAUUCGGUCUUUAACCACCUUUUGCUAGACGGCGACCCUAUGGACGGAUCCCGUGUGCUUCGUAAGCGCAAGACAUCCUCUGUCGAAGCCGAUGAUGUUGUCGUGUCGCUUCGAAAGCGUCGGCGCAAUGUGUCCAAAGAGCGGGACUCGAGCCAGGGUGCCGGGACAUCGCAAGAUGGUCCAAACGGGAUCAAAGAAAAGGACUCACGACGCAAGCUGCGCCUCAACCCCGCGCGCAAAGCCCAGGCGGUCACUAUUACGCGACGGUCUCGUUCCAUCAUCGUCAAGAUGCGCGUAAAGACAUCCGCUCUCCGCCGAGCCCUAUCCAGAAAGUCUGAGUCAAGUCGAAGAAGAGUGGAGAGGGCAGGCACGGCUGCAUCGUCGCAUGAUGGGCUGACCGCCGCCAUGACGGGCUCGUUCACUUCAUCAGACUAUACGCACCCUUUUUAUUCAUUCUUCGAUCGGGAAACGGAUGAUGUGAAAACGAAGCCCUACGGAGGUAUCCUUAGCGAAACGGAGGCUGACACGUCAAGAACAUUACCCACCAACGAUGAUCGCCGGCGGUUUGACGAGGCCAAACAGAAAGCAGAAGAAGUCUGGCGGGCUCGUCUUCAGAGCGCCCAACUAAACCUAGCGACUCCUGCCAAGAGAUCCAAGAAGAAUUCUGGACCUGCAAGCCAGAUCGAGUGCAUCGAUUUCGGAGGUUGGGAGAUCGAUACCUGGUAUGCCGCUCCCUACCCCGAGGAGUACAGCCGGAACCGGACUCUCUACAUCUGCGAGUUCUGCUUGAAGUACAUGAACUCGGAUUAUGUUGCUUGGCGGCAUAAACUCAAAUGCCCAGCCAAACAUCCGCCGGGCGACGAAAUAUAUCGGCACGGGUCCGUGUCCGUCUUUGAGGUGGACGGCCGAAAGAACCCGGUGUAUUGUCAGAAUCUUUGCCUCCUCGCCAAGCUCUUCCUAGGGUCCAAGACGCUCUACUACGAUGUCGAACCGUUCCUUUUUUAUGUCCUGUGCGAAUACGACGCACUUGGCUAUCACUUUGUUGGUUACUUCUCGAAAGAAAAAAGAGCCAGCAGCCAAAACAACGUCUCGUGCAUCCUGACUUUGCCUAUCCACCAGCGGAAAGGCUAUGGCAAUCUGCUGAUUGAUUUUUCUUACCUACUCACCCGCGUGGAACGCAAAACCGGGUCGCCUGAAAAGCCGCUUUCUGACAUGGGUCUUGUCUCCUAUCGCAACUACUGGAGGCUGGUCCUGUGCCGAUAUCUACUGGACCAUGUCGAAGAAGACAAGUCAGCGGCGCCAGGCCUGAGCAUUCGACAGAUGUCCGACGACACCGGGCUGACUCCCGAUGACGUCAUUUCUGCCCUUGAAGGCCUUAGAUGCCUCGUGCGUGAUCCCCAAACCGAGCUGUAUGCUUUUCGCGUCGAUAUUGCAUACUGCAACGAGUAUAUUGCGAAGUGGGAAGCCAAGGAUUACGUCAAACUAAACCCAGACUCGCUCACCUGGACACCAUACGUCAUGGGACGAGGCAACGCCACGAACUUCGAGCUUGGCCCUGCCAUCAGUGCGAUCGCACCGCGAGAAGAAGACGACAGUCAAAAGCCGGCUCACGAGACACUGCCACCUACCUCACAGCAAGACCCAACCACCAACGGCCUUCCGACCAAGGACAUCGCCAACAGUCCUCACACCCCUGACGGCGCCUCGUUCGCUAGCACAGAGGGUGUUGGCAAGGAUGUGAAUGGGUCGAAGGCGGGGAACGACGUUUACGAAUCGACAGAGUCACACCAUGAUGGUUUACUGCUAAACGGCAACACUGUCAAGGAACAGGCCCAUGAGGAGGCGUCUCGGCGCAGUGAAGUACCUCAUCCGACGACUCCUGGACCGCCAGUGGGGCAGGACUGGGCCGGCAUGUAUAAGAACGUACCGCCGUCGAGGUUUGAAGUGUAUCCGCCUCCUGGUGGCCGACGUUCCGACCGGCCGCGGCCAAGUGUUCCUCGGCCAUCUGUGGCUCGGAACACAAGCAACAGUUCGCGACCACGUCGAUCCGGUGGCGGUAGUAGCGUGAGGCGACCCACUGCGACCCGGCCCAAGAGCAAAAGCUCAUCGUCAUCAUCGCGGCGGAAGACGGGCGGGACGGGACGCGGACCGGGCCGGUGGCCCAAGGGUACUAAGAAGAGCGAUUAUGGGAAUGCCGAUAGUGGACCUGGUCUUCCGCCGGGUUGGGUCAAGGACAAGCAACAGCUUGCCAGUCUCGGAGUAGCCAAGGGUCAAGAGGUUGAAGGACUCACGUCCGAAAGCAAGGAGACGAUCGACGUGGUUCGGGUUCAAUUCGAGAAGGGAGCACAGGAUGCCGCGAGCGGAAAUGUUGCUGGGGGCUACCAUGGCAGCCAUGGCAAUGCCGAUGGCCGUACGGACGAUGAGUGA